AUGCCCGGGGACCACCGCCGCAUCCGCGGGCCCGAGGAGUCGCAGCCGCCGCAGCUGUACGCGGCCGACGAGGGCGAGGCGCCGGCCCCUCGCGACCCGGCACGGCUGCGGCCGGUGUACGCGCGCGCCGGGCUGCUGAGCCAGGCCAAGGGCUCGGCCUACCUGGAGGCGGGCGGCACCAAGGUGCUGUGCGCCGUGUCGGGCCCGCGCCCGGCCGAGGGCGGUGAGCGCGGCGGCGGCCCGGCCGGGGCGGGCGGCGAGGCCCCCGCGGCGCUGCGCGGCCGCCUGCUCUGCGACUUCCGCCGCGCGCCCUUCUCGGGCCGCCGGCGCCGCGCCCCACCGGGCGGCGGCGAGGAGCGCGAGCUGGCGCUGGCGCUGCAGGAGGCGCUCGAGCCGGCCGUGCGCCUGGGCCGCUACCCGCGCGCGCAGCUGGAGGUGUCGGCGCUGCUGCUGGAGGACGGCGGCUCGGCGCUGGCCGCCGCGCUCACAGCCGCCGCGCUCGCGCUGGCCGACGCGGGCGUUGAGAUGUACGACCUGGUGGUGGGCUGCGGCCUGAGCCGCGCGCCGGCGCCCGCGCCCGCCUGGCUGCUGGACCCCACGCUGCUGGAGGAGGAGCGCGCCGCCGCCGGCCUCACCGUGGCGCUCAUGCCGGUGCUCAACCAGGUGGCUGGGCUGCUGGGCAGCGGGGAGGGCGGCCCGACCGAGAGCUGGGCGGAGGCCGUGCGCCUGGGGCUCGAGGGCUGCCAGCGCCUCUACCCCGUUCUCCAGCAGUGCUUGGUGCGGGCCGCCCGCCGGAGGGGUGCCGCUGCGCCCCUCUGAGCCAGAGACCCGAGCAACGACGGACGCCAAGGACCGAGCCGCAGCUGCCGCCACAAGGACCCGCGCCGUCGGCCUGCAAACGCGUGCGCCGAGCUGAGAACCGGGAGCACCGGAGAGGAUCUGCGGAGGCGUGCCCAGAAUAGCCGUGUUGGAGCGAUUCUUUCCAGACUGCUUCGUUAAAGAAACUUUUCUAAUUGACUCCCAGCCACGAUCCAGUUGAAGAAACCUGCCAGCGCAUCUUGACUCCUAAGUUGGAAAGGACUUCCGCUGUACUCAUCGGGAAAACGAGGCCUAUGCAGGCCAGCCCGGGACUCCCUCCUGAAUAACUGGGCUGCUUCUGAGAGCGGGGACAAGGAGGCUGUGCCUUCCACGUAUAUCUGAAUCCAAACAAAAACUCUUUUUAUAAUCUGAAA
This is a messenger RNA of Budorcas taxicolor (takin), 1232 nucleotides long. It is a transcript of the gene EXOSC6, whose product is annotated as exosome component 6. Gene Ontology annotation, cellular component: nucleolus; cytoplasmic exosome (RNase complex); nuclear exosome (RNase complex). Gene Ontology annotation, biological process: nuclear mRNA surveillance; poly(A)-dependent snoRNA 3'-end processing; rRNA catabolic process. The coding region runs from base 1 to 819 and encodes 272 amino acids. The record is from RefSeq and is a predicted model, not a curated record. The transcript has a single exon. NCBI's taxonomy places the organism in Eukaryota, Metazoa, Chordata, Mammalia, Artiodactyla, Bovidae.